AUACUGGAUAGAUCCCACAAUGGAGGACGGGAAGCCUGUUUGGGCUCCACACCUGACUGAUGGGUUUCAGAUGGGGAUGAUUGUGGACAUCGGCACUGACAACUUAACUAUUGAACCUUUGAAUCAGAAAGGCAAGACUUUCCAGGCUGCUAUCAAUCAAGUGUUUCCUGCGGAAGAGGACAGCAAAAAGGAUGUAGAAGAUAAUUGUUCUCUUAUGUAUUUAAAUGAAGCCACUCUCCUUCACAAUAUCAAAGUUCGGUACAGUAAAGACAGAAUUUAUACCUAUGUAGCCAACAUUCUUAUUGCAGUGAAUCCAUAUUUUGAUAUACCUAAGUUUUACUCUUCAGAUACCAUUAAAAAGUACCAGGGUAGAUCACUUGGGACAUUGCCACCACAUGUUUUUGCUAUUGCUGAUAAAGCAUUUCGUGACAUGAAGGUGCUCAAGAUGAGCCAGUCCAUCAUAGUCUCUGGAGAAUCAGGAGCUGGCAAGACAGAAAACACUAAAUUUGUCUUGAGGUAUUUGACAGAAUCCUAUGGCUCUGGCCAGGAUAUUGAUGACAGAAUUGUAGAAGCAAAUCCCCUGUUAGAAGCCUUUGGAAACGCAAAGACCGUCCGCAACAACAACAGCAGUCGUUUUGGGAAAUUUGUAGAAAUUCACUUCAACGAAAAGAACUCGGUGGUUGGUGGAUUUGUAUCGCAUUACCUGCUGGAGAAAUCUAGGAUCUGCGUGCAAGGCAAAGAAGAGAGGAAUUACCAUAUCUUUUACAGGCUUUGUGCUGGUGCUCCAGAAGACAUUAGGGAAAAGCUGUAUCUAAGCUCUCCUGACAACUUUAGGUAUUUAAAUCGUGGCUGUACCAGAUACUUUGCUAACAAAGAAACAGACAAGCAGAUUUUGCAGAAUCGCAAGAGUCCUGAGUAUCUCAAAGCAGGUUCCUUGAAGGAUCCCCUCUUGGAUGACCAUGGAGAUUUCAACAGAAUGUGCACAGCAAUGAAAAAGAUCGGACUGGAUGAUGCAGAAAAACUCGAUCUUUUUAGAGUAGUGGCUGGUGUCCUUCACCUUGGAAAUAUUGAUUUUGAGGAAGCUGGGAGCACUUCAGGGGGCUGCGCGGUGCGGCCGCGGAGCGAGGCGGCGCUGGAGUGCUGCGCGGCGCUGCUGGGCCUGGACCAGGAGGACCUGCGCGGCAGCCUCACGACGCGCGUCAUGCUCACCACGGCAGGGGGCGCCAAAGGAACGGUCAUCAAGUGA
Messenger RNA from Mesitornis unicolor (brown roatelo), 1246 nucleotides. RefSeq names its product unconventional myosin-VI-like. Gene Ontology annotation, cellular component: cytoplasm; actin cytoskeleton; ruffle. Bases 20 to 1246 code for a protein of 408 amino acids. Gene Ontology annotation, biological process: vesicle transport along actin filament; inner ear morphogenesis; actin filament organization. The record is from RefSeq and is a predicted model, not a curated record. The transcript is spliced from 11 exons. NCBI's taxonomy places the organism in Eukaryota, Metazoa, Chordata, Aves, Mesitornithiformes, Mesitornithidae. Gene Ontology annotation, molecular function: ATP binding; actin filament binding; microfilament motor activity.